AUGGCAAUCAUUACAGAGUUGUGGGACGCAGAGGAUAUAUGGAAGUUGGCGGCGGUAACUAUCGUAAUCUACAAUGUUUACCGAUCCGUGUAUCUCUUGUAUUUCCACCCAUUGGCGCGUUUCCCAGGACCCAGGUUUGCCGCCGUGUCUGAGGUUUCCCACGUCUACAACUGGUACGUUUCACGACAAGAACUCCACGACGAUUCAUUGAUGCAUAUCUCCUCCAUAGGCUUACAGGAAGUUACCACAAUCAUAUACAUCGUCUCCAUCAGACUUACGGUAAGUCAAUUCGCUGUACAGCAAACUCCCUUGGCUGACAACCAAUGUCUAGGGGACGUUGUUCGUGUGGCCCCCAAUGAACUCAGCUUCAACGCCGCCCGAAGCCUGCAAGGGCAUAUGUUCCUCAAAUCUUCAUUUUAUGCCGGUCCUAGUGGUUACAGCACGAUAGUCAUGGAGAGAGAUCCAGCCAAGCACCGAGAAACGAAGAGGCUCAUGGCUUAUGGUUUUAGCUCCAAGGAGCUUCAGGCCCAGGAGCCAAUCCUCAAGACAAAUCUGGGCCUCUUGACUCAUCAGAUCGAAACCCAAGGCGGUUUUGACAAAAAUGGCGUCUCUCUCAAUAAGUUGUUGCAGGGCUUUGUGUUUGACACAAUUGGAGAGCUUGCCCUGGGCGAGCCAUUCGGAGCACUUGGCACAGGUUCGAGUCGCCCAAUCAUGAAAAUCUCUAGGUUCUUUAGACCUCCGCAACUGACUCUUUUUUUCAUAGGCAAACCUCACCCUUGGAUUGAAACCAUACACGGCGCCAUCUAUUUCAUGAGCAUCGUUCAAAUCGCACCGCGCCUGCCGAUCCUCUUGUUGGCUCUCCCUUUUGUCGCGCCGUGGAGCUCGAUCGGUCAGUUCAUCAGCUUCUUCAGGUACCAGAGCGCAAUGACUCGCAAAAGGCUUUCUCGGCCAUUGCACGACGACAAAAGAGACCUUUUCAGCUUUCUGCUGAAGGAGAAACCUGACAAGUUCUUGCAAGUUGCAUCUGAGGCUUGGCUCGGGAACCAAGCGGGCGUCAUGAUCGCUGCAGGUUUCGACACAUCAGCCGUAACAGCCGUUGCUGCAUCAUAUUACCUCGCUAAAAACCCCGAGAAGAUGAAGCGCCUCCGUGAAGAAGUAUGCGAAAGAUUCACCGACUCUUCCGAGAUGGCCGGUACCGCGGUUCAGCAGCUGUCUUAUCUGGCGGCAUGCAUCGAGGAGACCAUGAGAAUCAUGCCUCCCAUCACGUUUGGCUUACCUCGCGAAAGCCCCGGUGCCGAAGUUGACGGAAAAUUCGUACCCAAAGGGACCGUUGUUUCUACGAGUGGCUGGAGCAUCACACGCCGUCACGAAUAUUUCUUUGACCCGGAAGCCUUCCACCCCGAGAGGUGGUUGCCGCCUUCUCACAAAUAUUAUGAUCCUCUGUUCUGCAACGAUCUCAAGGAAGCAUCACAACCGUUCUCACUAGGCCCUCGUGUUUGCUUGGGUAUAAACCUGGCUUAUGUGGAACUGAAGCUUUUAUUGGCUCGUCUUGUUUGGGAAUACAAGUGGCACUUGGUCAAUAAGGGCAGUUUUGACUGGGAUAAAGACCGCAAGUUUCAAGCUCUGUGGGUGCUCCCUCAAGUUCGGGUGAGAUAUGAGCGCGCUGGAUAG
Messenger RNA from Colletotrichum destructivum, 1671 nucleotides. Its product is annotated as Putative cytochrome P450. The transcript has 5 exons. NCBI's taxonomy places the organism in Eukaryota, Fungi, Ascomycota, Sordariomycetes, Glomerellales, Glomerellaceae. Gene Ontology annotation, molecular function: oxidoreductase activity, acting on paired donors, with incorporation or reduction of molecular oxygen; monooxygenase activity; iron ion binding. The record is from RefSeq and is a predicted model, not a curated record. The coding region runs from base 1 to 1671 and encodes 556 amino acids.